AUGCCGUCCUCGUUAUUCAAGUCUCUCUGGGGAUUGACAGAUGUUAUUAGCAACUCAGAGCCUGAAAGUCCUCGAGAACAUUCACCAGAUCGAGAACCACCAGAAGAUUCAAUCUCUAAUCCUGCAGCUCGAUUGCCACCACCAAUUUCACUUAACCAUGACCUUGCGCAUACUGGAUUAACACUGAGGAGCAAAUACAAAAGUGAAUCUAUAGACAUACAGGAGAUUAUAUGUACUCCUCACUGGCAACCAACCUCCUUCGUGGGUCUGGAUCAAUCAUACAUGAAGGUCAACUUCCCUACCAUUCACUCACUCUCCACAACCCAUCAAGGGUGUCGAAAGCAUAUCGAGGAGCCCAUCGAUGUUGAUUUGAAUCAAACGGGUAAAAGGGCGAUGUGGCCUACUGCUCAUGAGUCACCCGCGACUUUUGUAGAUUCGCGUGAGUGGUUCGAUUAA
Rhizoctonia solani is the source of this 456-nucleotide messenger RNA. RefSeq lists its product as uncharacterized. The record is from RefSeq and is a predicted model, not a curated record. Lineage: Eukaryota; Fungi; Basidiomycota; Agaricomycetes; Cantharellales; Ceratobasidiaceae. The transcript has a single exon. Bases 1 to 456 code for a protein of 151 amino acids.